AUGGCCGCUUUUUUCAUCCCAAAUGCAACAGUGAACGAGCUAAAAAAAAUGCAGUCAGCAAGCGAAGAAUUAUUUGAUGAAGAAAAGCAAGAAGAAACACUAACAAUCAAACGACCAAAACAAUCUUAUUUAGAAAUAAUUGCUGAGGCAAUAUUACAAUCACCUAAUCAAAUGUUACAAGUGGGUGACCUUUAUGACUAUUUUCAAAAUAAAUAUCAAUAUUUUGGUAAUGAUGUGAAUAAAAGUUGGCGAAAUAGUGUGCGUCAUAAUUUGAGUAUAAAUCGUUGUUUUGUUAAAGCUGGAAAAAAUAGUAAAGGAUUUUUUUGGCGUGUGCAUCCAUUAGCCAUACAUGAUUUUGAGAAUGGUGUAUUUCGUCAACGUCGUUUUAAGGAAAAACUUCGUCAGGCACAACAACAAGAUGAAGAGGAAACAGCAUCGUCUUAUUCUCCAGGAACAUCAGUCUACGAUAAUGACGACAGCAAUGAUCAUUUAUCAUCACCAUCACCAGAUCUUCCAACAUUAUUUAAUAUAUUUUCAAAUUCCAAUCCGUCAUCAUUAUCAUCAUCACCAAUGCAAUCUCAACAAUUCAAUCCAUAUUUUCCAUUUAAUGAUUCAAAUUUACCAUAUAUGAAUUUGUUUCCAUUUCCAUUUUCAUCACAGCCACCAUUACCACCACCACCACCACCAUCAUCGCUUGUUUCUGGUUCAUCGCUCGAACCACCACAACACUUUCCCUAUUUCUCUAUGCAACCAUCAAUGCCUUAUUUACCAUUUAAUAUGAUUGAUCCUGCGCUCUUAACAAAUUAUUUUCAACCACAACGAGAUGAAGAUGAUUAUUCUCGAGAAAGUCAAUGCGAAACGCAAGACAAAACAAGUUUCGAUAAAGUUGAUGAAGAAGAUGAUAGUACGCGAGAAAGUGAUUCAAAAACCAAUAUGUCAAGAAAACCGAAUCAAUCGUAUUUAGAAAUAAUAGCCGAAGCUAUUUUACAAGCGCCCAACAGAAUGAUGCAAUUGUAUGAAAUAUAUGCAUAUUUUCAAAAAAAGUCAUCAUAUUUCGCCGAAAAUGUGAAUAAAUCUUGGAAAAAUAGCGUUCGUCAUAAUCUAAGUUUAAACGAUUGUUUUAUGAAAGCUAGCCGAGGGUAUAAUGGCAAAGGUCAUUACUGGCGAAUUCAUCCAUUGGCAGAAUCUGAUUUUGAACAGGGUCAAUUUAAACGUCGUCGACAACGACAUCAAAUUCGACAAUGGCAACAUCAACAAUUAUUCCAACGUCAACAACAACAAGCGCGGAUAUCGACGCCAAUGGAAGCCCCAUAUUAUUCUCAAAUGCUUCAUCUCAAUUUUCAAUCAUCACCUAUGUUAACAUCAACACCACCACCGUACAACAUUUCCAUGUCUCCAUCACAGUAUCCCACAAACAUGUUUCAUUAUCCACUUCCAUCACCGAUAAAUGAACCUAAUCCAGCACAAUCUUCUCCAUCACCACCUUUUCCAAUUCCAUCAAUAUCACCAUCGUAUUAUUGCCACUAUCGACCGAUUAAUUCAUCUCUAAAUGAUUCUGGUAUCUCAAUUCCAUCAUCACCUGCACCAUCUCCCUGCCCGUCUUAUUUUUCAACAACACAUCCGUAUUACUCAUUAAAUGUUUUUCCAGACUCGUCUUAUGAACAGUCGGAAGAAUAUUCUCGGUAUAAUACUAACGAAAAUACAAAAACAUUUGAGUAA
Molecule: messenger RNA, 1719 nt
Organism: Didymodactylos carnosus
Lineage: Eukaryota; Metazoa; Rotifera; Eurotatoria; Philodinida; Philodinidae
Source: the annotation of a GenBank genome assembly